Molecule: messenger RNA, 848 nt
Organism: Neoarius graeffei (lesser salmon catfish)
Lineage: Eukaryota; Metazoa; Chordata; Actinopteri; Siluriformes; Ariidae
Exons: 9
Coding region: 40-732 (230 amino acids)
Source: RefSeq, a predicted model, not a curated record
GGCUACCUUACAGCAGACCUGCAAUCGGAUGAUGGUGAGAUGGGGCCAAGGAAAAGACGACCAAACAAAAGGUAUUUGGAGGAGGACAGCGAGGAGGAGGCAGGACCAAGCCAUAGGGGGAGGAGGCCACCAUCUAUUGACACCACUCAGCUGGACAGCGAGUGGCAAUUCCCCUCCCUUAAUGAAGACACCCAGCCAGGCCUGUUUCUUCACAGCCAGCCAUUAACUCAUGAUUCACCGUCGUCAGAAACCCCGCCAGGCCCUUUCCUUCACAGCCAGCCACUAACCCAUGAUUCACCCCAGCCACGUCACCGCUUCCAUGCCACACCUCUGCCAUCGCAACAGGGGAACAAUCAGUUGCUGCGUGACAUGGGCAUCAGCACAGUCAUCGCUCUCCUUGGCCAGCUGAGGGAGGAAAACAGGGAGCUGAAGGGGGAAGUAGGAAGGCUGGCACAAGAAGUCAGGGCCCUAAGGAGAGAGAUGGGGAGACAAGACACACCCCAGACAUCGCCCCUAAUCAAGCUCCCACUCUCCACCAUGGAGGAGUUUUUGGCAGCAGAGGCCCUGGUGAAGGAAGAUGCCAAACAAAAGCAGCUAAUGGUGUCUACCUUAGCCCUUUGUGGAGGAACCGACGUAGGGGUCACAGUGAGGCGGAUGCUGCGUAGCCUCCUGGUCAACAGCUUGGCCAGCCAAUUUAACUGGGCUGGAGAGGGGGAAAAAAACUGCGUUUAAGGACACCAAGAUCCAUGAUGUCCUGUUUGAUGCUCUACAAAAGCAGCUGCCAGGGAGCACACACGCUACUUUUAGUGACGCAAUCAAGAAGUGGCUUAAGUAUGCGCCAGAGAGAG